Racocetra persica is the source of this 639-nucleotide messenger RNA. Lineage: Eukaryota; Fungi; Glomeromycota; Glomeromycetes; Diversisporales; Gigasporaceae. The record is from the annotation of a GenBank genome assembly.
AAACAAAAAAAUGAUGAAAAAUUAAACAUUGUUUUCGAAGAACAAGUUGUUUUCGAAUCUGAAAACAAUGAAAUAUCACGUCAAUGGGAUAAUGAAAUGAACUCCCAUUGGAAUGAUACGCCCCAAGAAGAUAAAAAAUCCUGGAAUGAUGAUCGACCUACCUAUAUGGUCGAUUCAGAAGAAUUCGAAGAAUUUGAAGAAGGAAAUUCUUCAAAUUGUCUCAACAACCACACCGUAGAGGAGAAUCGAUCAACUGAUUCUUCUCAAAAUACGCUUAUUGAAACAAGCAUUCUCGGAGGUCUUCUACUUCUCCGAAUAAAAAUCUUUAUAUUAAAAUUGCGGUUGGCUAAUGGAGAUUAUACAACAAUGAUGAACCCUUUUGAAAUUUUAUUCAGCCAAUCGACAAUUAACUCUUCUUUUCGAAAUGGCGGAAACAUAGAAGAAACCAUUAACGAUCUUGUUAAUGGUGAUGUUAAAGUUGAAGAUUUUCCAUAUAUUCAAGUCUGUAUUAUCGAUGAUUUAAUCUUCUCUUCAGAUAAUCGUCGACUUUAUAUGUUCCAAGAAGCAAUUCGAAGGGGAUUAAAAGUUGAUAAAAUUCCUGUUCGAGUUCAACGAUCAACAGAUUUGAAUAUUAAAUGA